Messenger RNA from Silurus meridionalis, 1013 nucleotides. RefSeq names its product serine and arginine rich splicing factor 3b (gene srsf3b). Gene Ontology annotation, biological process: mRNA splicing, via spliceosome. Lineage: Eukaryota; Metazoa; Chordata; Actinopteri; Siluriformes; Siluridae. Gene Ontology annotation, molecular function: RNA binding. Gene Ontology annotation, cellular component: nuclear speck. The record is from RefSeq and is a predicted model, not a curated record.
AUCAUGCACCGUGAUUGCCCGCUGGACUGUAAAGUGUAUGUAGGGACUGGGAAUAAUGGGAAUAAGUCAGAACUGGAGCGAGCCUUCGGUUAUUACGGGCCUCUGCGCAGCGUCUGGGUGGCCAGGAAUCCUCCCGGGUUCGCCUUUGUGGAGUUUGAGGACCCCAGGGACGCCACUGAUGCAGUGAGGGAGCUGGACGGCAGGACUUUGUGCGGUUGCCGCGUUAGGGUCGAGUUGUCCAACGGGGAGAAGCGAUCCCGUAACCGAGGCCCCCCACCUUCCUGGAGCAGACGUCCACGAGACGAUUACCGUCGCCGAAGCCCGCCUCCCAGGCGCAGAUCCCCCCGUAGGAGGAGCUUCAGCCGUAGCCGCAGCAGAUCUCUGUCUCGCGAUCGCAGAAGGGAGCGAUCUCUGUCUCGUGAUAGGAACCACAAACCCUCACGCUCCUUCUCCAGAUCCAGAAGUCGAUCUCGGUCGAACGACAGGAAGUGAGAGAUAAGCUCAUGAUUAAUGGACAUCUUGUGUUAAGAUCAUAGUCUUUUUAACUCCAGCGUUAUGGACUCGGACAACGUGUUUCAUUAGCAGUUUCUUUUUCCUUAUUUUAUAAAGAGUUUAGAUGUUUUAGAGCGGUUAUGUUUCUCACGUGUGUGUGUGUGUGUGUGUGUGUGUGUGUGAGCGAGUGUGUGAGAGAGAGAGAGCUCCGUUUCUCAGCUGUCACCAUGUCAUUGCUGACCUUUUUCUUUUUUUUCUUUUUUCUUUUUUUUUUAUAUUUGGGAUUCUGCAUCAAUUCUCUCAUUUUUGGUCAAGUAUGGUCAUGUGACUGUAACAAGCUGUUCCUACAUGUGCUCUUGAACAGGAGAUGAAGUGAGCUUUUUGUUUGAUGGCAUGAAUCAGUUACGAGAUGGAAAACUGUACGGCACUAUGAAGAAAUGUUUCCCUUCUCCUUUUUUUUUUCUGUAGUGUUUGUACCGUUUGUAAUAUUCAUCUAAAAUAAAGAACAUGGUUCAGAAUGA